CUUUCUUGGUCCUGUCUGUAACGAUUGCCAGACAAGAGACAUUAUAAGUACCCUCCAUGGAAGCCAUCAAUGUUUUGACGCCUAGUACCGUACAUGCCGUUCUCUACACACAGCUAUUAUUGGGAUACGGGAGGCUUGCAGUCAGCCACAAUGUUGGAUUGCUCAAGAUCCUAUGCGGCUGAGUAUACGGCCGUGAGGCUCUAAUGGGGACUGAUCCUUUCUUGCUCCUGAGGUUGUCAAAGCUUCUUGAAGCCCCGAACAACGACUGACUCAACUGUUCCUCCAUCUGGAUGAGCACGCCUACUCCAAAGCUACAGUAACUUUGAUAAACACCAGAUACCAGCGUACCGCGUACCGCGUACCCUCACCCCGUGCUGCGCCUUACGGAGCAACCGCUCGACCUCGGAGCUGGACGACUCGCACCAUGUACCGCACCAUGGAAACAUGCCGCCGCAGGACAUCCCCGACGCCAUUAUCUCAGGUAAUAAGCACCUCGUAUGUCUACCAAACUCAGCCUCCAACAUCGGGACUCCAAGCCUCACAGCAGGCGGCAGCGUUCGCUCCUGACGAAAAGGCAACGACGGAGCUCGCACAAUCCAUCCCGCGAAGGAAUCAGCUCGCUCUUAAACGAGCAUCCGAGGCAGAUAGAGCAAUGUGGUGGCAUCGGAACUUCGUCGGGGCCGCGAUCGAGGCUCACGCUGACGGGAGACAUUGUGCCUCCGCCGCGUACGAUGCGCUGUGUGCUAAGGCUGGCACAUGGGGCGUGCCGAUCUACAUGCACCCGACGUGGGACAAACCGCAUGGCUGACUCCCGCAAGGCGUUGAAGGGCGGAUGUGUCCGAGUCAAUCGGUGUAAGCUUCAGCGCGGGGGUUUAGAGCUGAAAUGGCGACAUCGGCCUCUAUUCCCCCCCCCGAAGCUGUUCGCCGAUGUUGUGUUCAACUGAUUUUCUACGCCUGAGACUGUCAUCGGCCACACGGGCGAGAAGCUGUUGUUUAUGCCGGAGCGAUGCUACGAUAUAAGCACCCGCUUCACCAGAGCGCAUCGUGUACAUCGUUACCCAUCCUUUCGAGCUAACGAAAAGACCGGUGGUUCGAGCGGGACGUAACCGGUGAGACGUUGAAG
Trematosphaeria pertusa is the source of this 1123-nucleotide messenger RNA. RefSeq lists its product as uncharacterized. The transcript is spliced from 2 exons. Bases 425 to 808 code for a protein of 127 amino acids. The record is from RefSeq and is a predicted model, not a curated record. NCBI's taxonomy places the organism in Eukaryota, Fungi, Ascomycota, Dothideomycetes, Pleosporales, Trematosphaeriaceae.